AGCGAUCGCGCAGUGGUUUCCCGGCAGGCGGCCGAAAACAGCAGCAGGCAGACCAAAUCAGCACGAGACCGACCCUCUCCUCCGAAACAUCUCCCUUCUCCCCUUCCUCUCACUCGCACUCGUCUAGCCCACCUGCCCCCACCCGGCGGCCGCAGCUGCGUCUCCCCAUUCUUCCUCCGCCUGCUUCCCCAAUCCCUCUCUCUCUAUCUCUCUCUCCCCAACGGGAAGGGAACGAAAGAGGGGAAAAAAAAGAUCUUCUCUUCCCUCGCGCCUCGUAUGGAGCGGUCGGGCUUGGAGUCUCGACGCGGGGCUUUGUUGGCUCGAUCCGUCGCCGGCUGACAGGGAGACGGUGCUGGUGCUAGUACUGGUGCGAACCUCCUCUUCUUGAUGUUUGCCAAAGCAGGACGGAUGGCAGGACGGCGCAGGCAACUCGGUUUGCUCAGUGGAGAAUCAAGAACUGAUGCCUUGAAUUGCUGCAGAAAUCUCCAUGUACAGCACAAUACUCCUGCGCAAAUGCGGGUCUGAAUGAAGCCUGGUUGGUAGAGCCGAUGGUGGGAGCAGUGCUGCGCAGGAUCCCCUUCUUCUGGAUCCUCCUGCUCCUCUCCUCACUGCUCCUGUCAGUUUCAGUGGCGUCCGUCGAUUUCAGCCACUGUGGUGGCUGCGACGACGCCGAUGACACCAGUCUCUGGAGCACAGACAACAUCUUACAAUGCCAGAAGGUCGGCGACUUUCUGAUCGCCGCGGCCUACUUCUCCAUCCCGCUCGAGCUGCUCUACUUCGCCACUUGCUCCGACCUCUUCCCUUUGAAGUGGAUCGUCCUGCAGUUCGGCGCCUUCAUCGUGCUCUGCGGGCUCACACAUCUCAUCACGGUGUUUACGUAUGAGCCGCACUCGUUCCAUCUUGUGCUCGCCCUCACGGUUGCUAAGUUCUUGACAGCGCUCGUCUCGUUCGCGACCGCCAUCACACUGUUGACGCUGAUACCCCAGCUGCUGAGGGUGAAGGUGAGGGAGAACUUCCUGAUUAUCAAGGCGCGGGAGCUGGACCGGGAGGUGGGCAUGAUGAAGAGGCAAGAAGAGGCAAGCUGGCAUGUGCGGAUGCUCACGCACGAGAUACGCAAGUCGCUCGACAGGCACACAAUCUUGUACACCACCAUGGUUCAACUCUCCAAGACGCUGGAGCUGCAGAAUUGUGCUGUCUGGAUGCCUGAUGAGAGCAGGAGUGAGAUGGUCUUGACACAUCAGUUGAGGGAAAGGGAUAUAAUGGAGGCACACAACCGCUCACUUCCAGUUGAUGAUCCGGAUGUGGCUGAAAUAAAGGCAACAAAGGAUGCAAAAGUUCUUGGGCCGGAGUCAGCGCUAGGUGUUGCAAGCCAAAGCAAGCUUGAAUCAGGGCCUGUUGCUGCAAUAAGGAUGCCGAUGUUAAGGGUGUCAAACUUCAAAGGAGGGACUCCAGAAGUGAUGGAAACGAGUUAUGCUAUUUUGGUCCUUGUUUUACCUAACGAUGGUUUGUUAGGGUGGGGUCCAAGGGAGUUGGAGAUUGUUGAAGUAGUUGCUGAUCAAGUUGCGGUUGCUCUAUCACAUGCAGCACUUCUUGAAGAGUCUCAGUUGAUGCGAGAGAAGCUUGCUGAGCAACAUAGAGACUUACUGCGGGCAAAGCACGAAGCAUUGAUGGCAGCGGAGGCUAGGAAUUCCUUUCAGACUGCCAUGUAUGAUGGAAUGCGAAGGCCAAUGCACUCAAUUCUUGGUCUCGUCUCAAUGAUGCAACAGGAAAGUAUGAAUCCGGAGCAAAGGCUUGUAAUGGAUGCCAUUGUCAGGACAACCAGUGUUGCAUCAACAUUGAUGAAUGAUGUGAUGCAAACAUCAACAAUGAAUCGUGAGCAUUUGUCUUUGGUGAGGAGGCCGUUCAACCUUCAUUCCUUUAUUAAAGAAGCUGUCGGCGUGGUCAGAUGUCUAACUGGUUCUAAGGGUGUAGAUUUUGAGUUUCAAGUUGACAAUUCUUUGCCUGAAAGGAUAGUGGGUGAUGAGAAGAGGGUUUUCCAUAUUGUCUUGCACAUGGUAGGUACUCUAAUAAACCGGUGCAAUGCAGGCUGUCUCUCAUUAUAUGUCAAUAGUUAUAAUGAGGUUGAAGAGAUGCAUAAUCAGGAUUGGAUGCUGCGAAGAGCAAACUUCUCCGGGGGCUAUGUAUGUGUGAAGUUUGAGAUCAGGAUUAGAAAAUCCAAAGACAUUCUUUUGAGUUCAUCUAGUGGUCAGAUAACUGAGAUAAGUCAAGGGCUAAAACCUAACAAUCUUGAGAUGGGGCUUAGCUUCAAUAUGUGCAAGAAGAUUGUGCAGAUGAUGAAUGGUAAUAUUUGGUCAGUAUCAGAUUCUAAAAGCAGAGAAACUAUCAUGCUCGCCAUCCAGUUCCAGCUGCAACCUGCGACCCCAGUCUCUGGAGCAUCCUCAGACUUGUACCGAUCAUCACCAAUUCACAACUUUACUGGACUCCGAGUCUUUCUUGUGGACAGUGAUGACACCAACCGAGUUGUUACUCACAAGCUCCUGGAGAAGCUUGGUUGCCGAGUCCUUUCGGUCGCUUCUGGCAUCCAAUGCAUGGGUUCCUUUGCCAGUGCCGAGUCGUCUUUCCAGCUGGUGAUUCUUGACCUCGCCAUGCAAACAAUGGAUGGAUUCGAAGUAGCUCGCACGAUCAGGAAGUUCAGGAGCAACAGUUGGUUGCCGUUGAUUGUUGCCCUUGCAGCAAGAACCGAUGACAAUAUCCGGGAUCGAUGCUCGAGGUCAGGAAUAAACGGCCUGAUUCAGAAACCAGUCACAUUAGCCGCACUGGGAGAUGAACUGUAUAGAGUCCUUCAGAACAAUUGAAAGAGCCUGAUGGUUCUCAUUUCUUUCAAUCUCAAUAGAUUGCCAUAGCUUAAUUAAUAGUUACUCUGCUACUACUUUCUGCCAGGUUAGGUCCAUACAAUCACAAAACAUUUCGCACAAAGGAAAAUGUAUAGGAAGACGAAAACAGAUUACCUUUUGCUUGGUUCCUUGGUUAAGGAAGGAAAGAAAGAAAGGUACAAAAUUUUGAAGAGAUCAUACAGUUAGAAUCUAAACUUAUUCAUUUGUAAACCAUCUUUUAGACUAUUAAUCAUUUAUGUGGUUAGUUAUU
Phragmites australis (common reed) is the source of this 3144-nucleotide messenger RNA. Its product is annotated as ethylene receptor 2-like. Gene Ontology annotation, molecular function: ethylene receptor activity; ethylene binding; protein binding. Bases 549 to 2855 code for a protein of 768 amino acids. The record is from RefSeq and is a predicted model, not a curated record. Gene Ontology annotation, biological process: phosphorelay signal transduction system; response to ethylene. The transcript is spliced from 3 exons. Gene Ontology annotation, cellular component: endoplasmic reticulum; endoplasmic reticulum membrane. Lineage: Eukaryota; Viridiplantae; Streptophyta; Magnoliopsida; Poales; Poaceae.